Molecule: messenger RNA, 1190 nt
Organism: Scylla paramamosain (green mud crab)
Lineage: Eukaryota; Metazoa; Arthropoda; Malacostraca; Decapoda; Portunidae
Product: protein CutA homolog
Exons: 7
Coding region: 134-574 (146 amino acids)
Biological process (GO): response to metal ion
Molecular function (GO): copper ion binding
Source: RefSeq, a predicted model, not a curated record
AAGUAAGCAUUAUUCCCUCGUCCACUCGUCCACUUGUUCUUUGCCUAACUGUGCUGCUACUGUUAAGUGGAGGAGGAAUAGAGGGGAAGAGGGGACUUACCUGGAGGGGCGGAGGCAUCACACCUGUCCUAGGAUGUGGAGGAACCUUCAGGUGAUGCUGGUAGUGGGUGUGGUUGGGGUGUGCAUGCCGCCUCUGCUUCUCAACACCUUCAGGAGAGUCGUCACCAUGGCCGCCUCAGGAGCGUACGUCCCUGGCACUCACUCCAUGGCCUUUGUCACCGCCCCAUCGCAGGAGGUGGCCAAGAAGAUUGCUGGUGGCCUGGUGAAGAACAAAUUAGCAGCGUGCGUCAACAUCAUUCCCAACGUGGUGUCUGUGUACGAGUGGAAGGAGGAGAUUAACGAGGAUCCUGAGGUGAUUAUGAUGAUCAAGACCCGCACGUCCCGCCUGGAGGAGCUGACCAAGUAUGUGCGGGAGAACCACCCCUAUGAUGUGUGUGAAGUGAUCUCGUCCAAGAUUGACCAGGGCAACCCUCCUUACUUGGACUGGAUUAGUGAGAUCGUCCCGGAGAAGUGAAGGGCAGACUAGGGUGUGCAGGUCCUCCUCUUCUCCACUCCAGGACUCCCUAAUGCCAGCUGCUGUGAGGAUGGGAUGAGGGUGAAGGAGUGUGUAUGUGUGUAGAAGUACUGGGGAUGGUGAUAAAAGGUGAGGAUGUGAUGGAAGGAAGAGGAAGAAAAGGAGAUGGAAGAGGAGAGAGGAUGGAGGGGAUAAAGUUGUGAUAAUACUAAUGCUGUUUUUAUUAUUUGUGAAGGUAAAGAAUUUAUUUGCUCAGUUCACUAAUGUAAUGUUUCUGCAGUUUUUCCCAUUAUUGUCAGCACUGUUGUUACUGUUAUUAUUUCCCCAUUUUGUAAAGAAGGUGUGACCCGAGUUUGGUGUUUGUUCCUGCCUUGCCAGUGUGUUCAGGAGAGGCAGUAAAGUUAAAAUGAAUAAAAUGAAGCUUUCUUGAUUAUUUCUCCACUUGAUAAUGAAGGUUUAGCACAAUUUGGUGUUUGUCCCUGCUUUGCCAAGGUGUUCCGGGAGACAGUCAAGUUAAUGCAUGUGAGUGAAGCGUUCUUGUGUCUGACAGCUGAGUGUGGCAUGUAAACACACCUUGUGAAAAUGUGAAUUUGUAAUAAAUCAUAAAACAAAUGUG